This is a messenger RNA of Scatophagus argus, 3109 nucleotides long. RefSeq names its product NK2 homeobox 1 (gene nkx2-1). Gene Ontology annotation, molecular function: DNA-binding transcription factor activity, RNA polymerase II-specific; RNA polymerase II cis-regulatory region sequence-specific DNA binding. Gene Ontology annotation, biological process: regulation of transcription by RNA polymerase II; cell differentiation. Lineage: Eukaryota; Metazoa; Chordata; Actinopteri; Scatophagidae. Gene Ontology annotation, cellular component: nucleus. The record is from RefSeq and is a predicted model, not a curated record. The transcript has 2 exons. Bases 712 to 1755 code for a protein of 347 amino acids.
ACUUAUCAGUAUCAGUCAAUUUCCCUCCCCGCAAGUGCACUUUUGCAUGUCUGAGUACGAUAAGGCAUAACACAAACAAUCCUGCAAUCACUGACUGGAGGCCUCUCAUGGCCAUUAAAAGUCAGUAGUUCAACUGAGGAGUGGUUCUCCAACUCUCAAGUCCAUAUAGGCCUCCUUUCAUCAAGAGGCCCUCGUAAACAUCACUACAGUUAAUAAAGUGUAUUGUGGUCAGCAAGUCUCAAGGUGCAGCCGCGUGUUUAUCAGCGACAGCAGCAAACUCCAAGCCCAGCAGCUGCAGCGUGUGCGGACACCGCCCGCAGCCGCCGGGAUGAACAUUUAUGAUCAUGUACGGCGCUUAUGUUAUUGUUGGUGGGAGGGGAGCACAUGUCUUGUAAGUGAAAUUACGCUCGGUGAAAGGAGGCUAGAGCUGUUUUGUAUUGUUGCCGAUGCCCCGCCUCUGAUGGUAGCCUUAAACCUGGCACCCAGCUAAAACAAACCAAAGCCAGCACCGAGCUCCCACUCAAUCCAAUUAAGGCGGACUUGAGGCGCUCUCCUACGUGUUCAUCUACCAGGAUCGACGUUGAGACAACAGGAACCAGAGGGGCUUUGGCCGGAAAAAAAAAAAAAAAAAAAAAAAAAAAAAAAAAAAAAAAAGGGGAGAGAGGAGAGAUUGCCUUGCCUUCUAAUUUCUCCCUCUCCAGCCUCAGAACAAUGUCGAUGAGCCCUAAGCAUACGACUCCUUUUUCUGUUUCCGAUAUCUUGAGUCCCCUUGAGGAGAGCUAUAAGAAAGUAAGUAUGGAGAAUAACAACUUGGGGGCACCUCUCAGUUCCUACCGGCAGCCGCAGGUCUCCCAGGCGGCGAUGCAGCAGCACCACAUGGGCCACAAUGGGACUGUGUCUGCGGCUUACCACAUGACUGCGGCAGGUGUUUCUCAGCUGUCACACACGGCCAUGGGGGGCUACUGUAACGGCAACCUGGGCAACAUGGGCGACCUUCCGUCCUACCAAGAUGGCAUGAGGGGCAGCACCACGGCCACCGGCUGGUACGGAGCCAACCCAGACCCGCGCUUCUCCACCAUUUCUCGCUUCAUGGGCUCGUCGACUGGUAUGAACAUGGGCAGCAUGGGAAGCCUCAGCUCCCUGGCAGACGUGGGUAAAGGCAUGGGCUCUCUGUCCAGCACCCCGAGGAGAAAGAGGCGAGUGUUGUUCUCCCAGGCGCAGGUCUACGAGCUGGAGCGACGCUUCAAGCAGCAGAAAUACCUGUCGGCCCCCGAGAGGGAGCACCUGGCAAGUAUGAUCCACCUCACCCCGACCCAGGUGAAAAUCUGGUUUCAGAAUCACCGGUAUAAGAUGAAGAGGCAGGCGAAAGACAAGGUGUCCCAGCAACAGAUGCAGCAGGACAGCGGCUCCUGCCAGCAGCAGCAGCAGCAGUCUCCGCGGAGGGUGGCCGUGCCGGUGCUGGUGAAGGACGGGAAGCCGUGCCAAGGCAGCAGCCACACGCCCACGUCCUCCGCGCAGACCCACCAUCAGCAGGGCGGCAAUGUCAUGAUCAUGUCCAACAACACGUCCGGCCUCGGGCAGCAUCAGAGCCAGCAGGUGGGAAGCACAGGUCACUCUCCAGAUCUGGCGCCUCACUCCUCCAGUCCGCCGUCACUGCAGAGCCAAGUGGCCGGCCUCUCACACCUCAAUUCCCCCGGCGCAGAGUACGGCUCGGCCCUGCAGUGUUCAGCCCUGUUAUACGGCAGGACGUGGUGACAGGAGGCGCCGGCUAUGAUUUAAACCAACACUUCUAUUUAAAGAAAAAAAAGACUUUUUUUUUUCUUUUUCUUUCAAGACUCGACAAGUUUCAAUGUAAAUGUGCGCAUCUGAACAAGAGCCGAGUGACCAUCGGCGCAGCUCUCUUCUUUGAAUUUUCACCCUUUGGAAGGAAGUGUGACUUAUACGGAAAUGAAGGAGGAAAAAAAAAAACAAAAACAAAAAACUAACACUUUUGACCAGAAUCUGCGGAUGUGAAAGUCUUGGAUUUAUUUAUGUAAAUUAUAUUGAGACAAAAGAAGAAAUCAGCAGUCAUAUAGGCCGCAUUAGUUGGGAAAAAGUGAACCUGAACAGGGAGGCAAAUAUACAAUAAAACUGCUGUAUAAGGGUGCUGUUAACCCCCACCCCCACCCCAACACAAAACACACACAUGACUCUGAUUUAUAAUAGAAUUUAAUGUAAGCCGUAGAUCUAGCUUGUAUAUUUCUGUAAAAGGUUUGAAUUUUAGCUAUCUGUUGUACAAAGUUUUUGACGCUAUUGCCGGUUUGUUGUCGUUUCAUUGGUAUUUGUACGUUUUAUUUCUUUGUAACUUAUAUAGAUAUUUGACUUACUACAAAACAGUCCUAUUAAUAAAUUAUGUAAACAAGACAGUUAAGCUUUUUGUGAAAUUAUGUCGACAUCUGCGAUGUUAAAUGGAGAAAAUAACUCUUUGGGGAGAAAAAAAAUCAGGAGAACAAAACUGAAACCCGUGCGUUAUUAUUAUUAUUACUAUUAUUAUUUCCUCGAUUAUAGUAUUAUAGGCCUAGGUUUGUUUUCGCCUUUAGGAAAGUCUCAUUGUGAGAAAAUGUGAUGCAAAUUUUUCUACGUUGAAAAAAAAAAAAAUCACGGCCAUGUUGUUAAAUAAGUUCCGGUUUGGCAAACCGACAGGACUUGAUACUUUAUCAACACUUAGGCUCUUAUUCUGACAUUACAAUUAAACACUGGGGCCUAUUUUUCCUGUUUUCCUCUGUGACAAACCACACACGGCUCAGCCUUAUCGUGAAAGGCACCGAGCAUUUCCUGCUGCGUAAACUGAGCCUUUACGCGCAGCUUUCUCUCUCUCUUUCUCUUUCUUUCUUUCUUUCUUUCUUUCUCACUUUCUUUCUUUCUUUCUUUCCCUCUCGUUGUGUGUGUUUUUCGAGCCUACACGCUGAAUGUGUGAGUCACAAAGGUGAGGUCUGUCGGCUCCCCAACAUCAAACACAAGCGCUGCGCAAAGAACAGCUUAUCGAUGAAAUCCCUGACCAAACAGCGCGGGUUUCUUCUUAAAUCACCGUCGGCGCGCGGCUAUCAGCUGCUUCAUCAAUAAUCAAUCA